Molecule: messenger RNA, 1076 nt
Organism: Stomoxys calcitrans (stable fly)
Lineage: Eukaryota; Metazoa; Arthropoda; Insecta; Diptera; Muscidae
Gene: mRpL15
Product: large ribosomal subunit protein uL15m
Exons: 3
Coding region: 96-971 (291 amino acids)
Biological process (GO): translation
Cellular component (GO): mitochondrial large ribosomal subunit
Molecular function (GO): structural constituent of ribosome
Source: RefSeq, a predicted model, not a curated record
AUGGGUCGUAAACACUUAAAGAAGAGGAAAGUCUUAACAGCUGUUUGGGAUAUUGGAUUGGUGGUGUGGUUUGGUUGAAUUUAUAGAGAUUUAAAAUGGCGAAUCUUCGCGAAACCGCAGACAAAGCUUUAAAAAUGUUGCGAACAUUACCCCGUGUUCAAAUAGGAAACUUAAGACCUAAUCCCAAUUCCAAACAAAAUGACAAAAGGGGACGUGCCCAACAUGGCGGCGAUAAGCAUGGUGCCGGCAACAAAGGUUCCGGUCAGAGACAAAAUUUCAUGCGCCUUGGUUAUGAAACAGGCAAUACCCCCUUCUACAUGCGUUUUCCUUACGAACCCUACUAUAAGGGUCAUCAUUUGCGCCGACAGUAUCCACCCAUUUCAUUGUUGCAACUGCAAGUAAUGAUUGAUACCAAUCGCAUUGAUGUAUCACAACCCAUCGACCUGUCUACCUUAUGUAACACCGGCUUGGUAUCCAUUGAUCCAGCUGCGAAAGAAUUUGGCUUCCAAUUAACCGACGAGGGUGCCGAUAAAUAUAAAGCUAAAAUUUCUAUAGAAGUUCAGCACGCUAAAGAGUCGGUAAUAGCAGCCAUUGAACGCAAUGGUGGCGUGAUACGCACAGCCUACUACGAUCCCAGAAGUCUACAUGCCCUGAAAAACCCCAAAAAGUGGUUCGAAAAAGGUGUACCUAUUCCAAAGCGAAUGCUGCCUCCCCAAGAUGCCAUGAGUUACUAUAUAUCGGCUGAAAAUCGUGGUUAUCUUGCUGAUCCCGAAGAGAUUAGUAAGCAUCGCCUUGUGUUGGCACAAAAGUAUGGCUACGAUUUGCCUAAAAUCGAAGAUGACCCCCAGUACGAAAUGUUAACUGCAGCCAAAGAUCCUAGGCAACUAUUCUAUGGUUUAGAACCAGGCUGGGUGGUCAACUUAAAAGACCAAUGUAUAAUAAAGCCCAAAUAUGAAACUUCAACAGUAUAGAUGGUAUUUUCGAUUAAGAACUGUUAAGGCAUCAUAAUUGAAAUGCUUUCGUGUGUUUUUAAUAUUAUAAUUAAAUUAACAAAAAAGAAAAAUUCAAAUUGUAAA